CAAAAGGGUCAAUGAUCUCUGCCUGCCUUUGUCUUCAUGCAUGCUCCUUCUUCCCUCUUUCCUAUCUGCCUCUAUAAAUAUAUGUUCCCCUCUUGACACUCUUUUUUGAGACUCCCUCUCCUUGUCUACCAAAAUCCCAAACAAACAGAGAAGAAAAAGAAAUUUGUAUUUGCGGGUUUACAGCUAUGGAGGUGUUGAUUCCAGCUUCUACCAUGGAUUUCAACAAUCCAACUACGCCCAAACGUUUUGGUGACUACUACUUCAGUGCUCCGAGCAGCCCAUCACGCAUCCCCGGGCUUUACCGAGAUUGCAACGAGUAUGAUCGCCGUGAAAGCAGCGAAGCGAGUGCCAUCAGGGAGGAGGAGGAGGGGGAUGGUUUCGCGUUUGAUUUCAGUGAAGAGUUGGAGAGGAGCUCUCUCUCCGCCGAUGAGCUCUUCGAUGGUGGGAAAAUCCGGCCUUUGAAGCCCCCAACUCGGCUACAAUUCGGCUGGAAUGUGGACCCGUACACAGCGCCAAAUAGCCCACCUUUGUCUCCCAAUUCGGGCAGAUCUCACGGGAUGAAGACGAUUCUGGGUGCCCUUUCGCCGAGAGGAAAGAAAAAUUCCGACCGGCCGGAGAUGGUUGCUGAUAACAGUACUCGAAAGAUAACACAGCAGCAGAGAGGAAGAGAAAGAAAUACUGACUUACCAUCUUCCGAUUCAGGGCGAAGAGCGACAAGGUCACUCUCUCCUUACAGGGUCUCCGAGUUUCCAUGGGAAGAAGAUCAAGAAGAAGAAGAAAAGACUCGGAAUGACAUAAAACAAUCGUCUCUGAAUCCGAAGGCUUCGCUUUCGUCGUCGUCAUCUUCUUCGAAGAGUUCUAAGAAAUGGAGACUGAGGGACUUUUUGCUGUUUCGGAGCGCAUCGGAAGGACGAGCAAGAGACAAGGAUCCUUUCCUGAAGUUCUCAGCUUUGUACAAAAGGCACGAAGAUGUAAAGAACUCGAGCUUCCGCUCCACGGCCAGUUCUGGUUCAGUCUCCAGAUCAUCGAGAAGAGGGCCACCAGUUUCGCCUCAUGAGCUGCAUUACACUGUGAACAGAGCCAUGUCGGAAGAUUUGAAGAAGAAAACUUUCUUGCCAUACAAACAGGGGAUCCUGGGUCUCUUGCACUUUCGUAAAUGAUGAAUCUACAUAGAUUUUUCCAGAGGUUUUUUCUAUUUCUGUUGUAAAAAUUAGGUGCGUAAGAUAAAACCGGAAAAUCGGUUGACCUGAUCGGAUCAGACCGAAUUUGUGGGUUCAGUUCGAUUUGUAAUUGGUUCGGUGCAGUAAACUGAACAUAUAUAUUUUUUAU
Molecule: messenger RNA, 1329 nt
Organism: Juglans regia (Persian walnut)
Lineage: Eukaryota; Viridiplantae; Streptophyta; Magnoliopsida; Fagales; Juglandaceae
Exons: 1
Coding region: 186-1160 (324 amino acids)
Source: RefSeq, a predicted model, not a curated record